CCACUACCGGACGGAAGGAAGGAAGCAAGGCCGGGGCCCCACCGCCAGCCACCUCAUUCUCUCGUCCCAUGCAAGGAAGCUCAAGCUCCUCGUGCGUCAACCCGUCCUUGGCGGUGGCGGUGGCGCCGCCGGCGCGCCGCAUCGUGGUGGCCCACCGGCUCCCCCUCCGCGCGUCGCCGGACCCGGACUCGCCCUUCGGCUUCGCCUUCUCCCUCGACCCGGACGCGCUCUCGCUCCAGCUCUCGCGCGGCCUCCCCGCGCCCGUCACCUACAUCGGCACCCUCCCUGCCUCGGCCGAAUCCAAGGUCGUCCCCUCCGACGAGCUCGACGGCUACCUCCUGGAGCGCUUCUCCUGCCUCCCCGUGCACCUCGACGACGACCGCCACGCCGAGUUCUACGACGGCUUCUGCAAGCGCUACCUGUGGCCGCUGCUCCACUACGUGCUCCCGUUCACGCCGACCGACGCCGUCGAGAGGCUGCGCUUCGACGCCGCCUCGUACAGGGCGUUCGUCACGGCGAACAGGCAGUUCGCCGACCGCGUGGUCCAGGUGGUCUCCCCGGACGCCGGCGACCUCGUCAUCGUCCACGACUACCACCUCUGGGCGCUCCCCACCUUCCUCCGCCGCAAGUGCCCGCGCGCCGGCGUCGGCUUCUUCCUCCACUCGCCGUUCCCCUCCGCCGAGAUCCUCCACUCCGUCCCCGUCCGCGACGAGCUCCUCGGCGGGCUCCUCAACGCCGACCUCGUCGGGUUCCACACCCUGGACUACGCGCGCCAGUUCGUGUCCUGCUGCUCGCGCCUCCUCGGCAUCUCGUCCAGCACCUCCCUGCGCGGCCACACGGGCAUCGACUACCACGGCCGGACCGUGCUGGUCAGGAUCUUCUCCGUCGGCGUCGACAUGGCCCAGCUCCGGGCCGCGCUGGCCUCGCCGGAGGCCGCCGCCAAGGCCAGGGAGAUCGCCGAGGCGUACCGCGGCCGCGUCAUCAUGGUCGGCGUCGACGACGUCGACCUCUUCAAGGGCGUGAGCCUCAAGCUCCUCGCCCUGGAGAGGAUGCUGGAGGCGCACAGGGACAUGGUCCGGCAGGUGGUGCUCGUGCAGAUCAACAACCCCGCCCGCAGCCGCGGCCGCGACGCCGACGCCGUCCGCGUCGAGACGCGGCGCAUCGAGCAGCGCAUCAACAAGCGCUUCGGGCCGGCCGAGGGGUCCGACUCCGACCUGAUCGUCGUCACCAUCGACAGCCCGGUGCCCAUGUGGGAGAAGGUGGCCUACUACGCCGCCGCCGACUGCUGCGUCGUCAGCGCGGUGCGCGACGGGCUCAACCGGAUCCCCUACUUCUACACGGUGUGCCGGGAGGAGGCCCCCGGCGGCGCGCGGCGGAGCGGCGCCGUCGUGCUGUCGGAGUUCGCCGGCUGCUCGGCGGCGCUGGGCGGCGCGAUCCGCGUGAACCCGUGGGACCCGGAGGCCCUGGCCGACGCCAUGCGCGCCGCGGUCACCAUGGGCGCCGAGGAGAAGCGGGCGCGGCACCGGGCCAACUACAGCUACCUGAGCGCGCACGACGCCGCCGCCUGGGCGCGGUCGUUCGACGAGGCCCUGCGGCUCGCCUGCAGGGACCUCCCGGCGAUGAGGUUCGUCGGCCUCGGGCUCGGGAUGACCUACCGCGCCGUGGCGGUGCGGGGGCCGAGCUCCCAGCAGAUGCUCACGGCGGAGCGCGUCCGCCCGGCGUACCGCGGCGCGGCGCGCAGGCUGAUCCUGCUGGGCUGCGACGGUGCCAUGGCGCCCGAGCUGGUGGACGAGGGGGAGAGUGCUCCGAGGGAUGGAGCGCUUCGCCUCCUGGAUGAGCUGUGCGAUGAUCCGAGGAACGUCGUCUUCCUCGUCAGCGGCCGCCGCAAGGACCAGCUGGCGGCGUGGUUUGCUUCAUGCGAGAAGCUCGGCAUCUGCGCGGAGCAUGGCUACUUCACAAGGUAAAACAGCAAUUAAUGUGCAAUUUAUUAAUGAGCUCACUGCCAAAUCUAGCAACUAACCACUUGCCAAAUAGACAGACAGUACAGCUGGGAUAAUAGCGUUCGGAGACGUGUAGGCGACUGAAUGCAGACAGACACAUACUAGAAUAGACAGAUAGAUAGAUAUAUACAAGUAGGUGUGCCUCUAUCUAUCUACUACUCGUAUCUAGAGUAUCUAGUUUUAUUUUUUAGAAUAAUAGAGUAUCUAGAUUUUUUUUUUUGAGAUCAGGGUGCUGAAGAUUCAGCCCAAGUCCAUACGCCCGUGACCGGCGGCCUAUAUAGCAACGAUGAUGCAGCCCAUCAGUCAGGUUGUAGCCUGAAGGCUGUUCCAACUUCAAUCAAAGGAAAAUUUCAGCAAGAACUUCUCCCAAAUAUCUACGAGCAUAACAUACAUAACCACCUGGAGAAUGGCUUUGCUUCGCUGAAAUUGUUUUCCUCGUGCUCGCAAUUCGCUUAAGCAUAUUGGUCGUUCUUCAAUCUUUUCGCAGCGCUACCUGACAAGCUCUUGACUGAAUGAAUUCAUGUUCUUGUGCACGCCCAUGUACUUGUUUUCACCGGAUGUUGUGCUUUGUAUGCUGCAGAUUGCUGCUCUUAUCGGCAUCUUCAAUUGUGAGCGAACUGAAAAGGAGAGGAGGCUGUCUGAGUCUGACAAAACCUACUCUAAUUUUGAUGUCUGUAUUCAGAUCCGUCCUUCAAGUUGUAGCCAUUUUUUUCUC
Messenger RNA from Panicum virgatum (switchgrass), 2715 nucleotides. RefSeq names its product probable alpha,alpha-trehalose-phosphate synthase [UDP-forming] 11. Gene Ontology annotation, cellular component: cytosol. The transcript has a single exon. The coding region runs from base 69 to 1964 and encodes 631 amino acids. The record is from RefSeq and is a predicted model, not a curated record. Gene Ontology annotation, biological process: trehalose biosynthetic process. Gene Ontology annotation, molecular function: catalytic activity. NCBI's taxonomy places the organism in Eukaryota, Viridiplantae, Streptophyta, Magnoliopsida, Poales, Poaceae.